Molecule: messenger RNA, 3545 nt
Organism: Culex quinquefasciatus (southern house mosquito)
Lineage: Eukaryota; Metazoa; Arthropoda; Insecta; Diptera; Culicidae
Gene: RpI135
Product: DNA-directed RNA polymerase I subunit RPA2
Exons: 3
Coding region: 105-3494 (1129 amino acids)
Biological process (GO): DNA-templated transcription
Cellular component (GO): RNA polymerase I complex; nucleus
Molecular function (GO): DNA-directed RNA polymerase activity; ribonucleoside binding; DNA binding
Source: RefSeq, a predicted model, not a curated record
AACACCAUGUGCGUGCUCCGACUUCGGUUCGUUUUUUAGUCGUGAGUCGGUGAAUUAUUUUCCUUAAAUUUUAGCCUAAAAUCGCCUUCAAAAUCGAUGCCAACAUGAAGGACCUUCCGGUGCUGACCAACCUGAAGCCCCAGUUUCGGGAAAUUCCCAAGGAGCAGAAUAAGGUUCUGGCGAACCUCGGGGCACCGCACAUCGAGUCGUUCGAUUACGUGCUGCGCGAGGGGUUGGCCGACGUGAUUAGGCAGCUUGAUCCGGUGGAGUUUGAGCUGCCGAACAAGGACCGGGUGCGGUUGCGGAUCGGGGAUUGUUCGAUCGCGCGGCCGGUCGUUCCGUUGAGCCAGCUGAACGUGCGGGAGAAGCGGGUUUUUCCGUCGGAGUGCCGACAGAAGAAUGAAACGUACGCGGGGAUGUGCACGAUCACGGUGGACUGGGAGGUGAACGGGCAGCCGAAGCCGGCGAUAACGCGGGACAUUGGGGCGCUGCCGGUGAUGCUGCGGUCGAGGGCGUGUAAUCUGGGCGGGAUGAGUCCGGCGGAGUUGGUGGAACGGGGGGAGCAUGAGGACGAGUGGGGUGGACAUUUUGUUGUGCGGGGGAUGGAGAAGUUGAUCCGGAUGUUGAUUAUGACGAGGAGGAAUUAUCCGAUCGUGUUGAGCAGGAACUCGUGGCGGGACCGCGGGAAGGAGUUUAGCAGCACGGGUAUAAUGAUCCGGUGCGUGAGGACGGACCAGACGUCGACGAACAAUGUGUUGCACUAUUUGGUGAAUGGGACGGCCAAGUUGAUGUUUUCGAUUCGGAGGUCGUUGACGUUCAUUCCGAUUAUGAUGCUGUUGAAAGCGUUGUCGGAUUACACGGACAAUGAGAUUUACAAGCGGUUGAUUGUGGGGUACGAGGAAGAUCAGUACUACAAGCACUGUAUUCAGAACAUGCUGCGGGAGUUGCACGAGGAAGGAAUUCAUAACCAGGUUGAGUGCAAGGAUUACAUGGGAAAAGUGUUCCGGUCGAAGCUGUACUACCUUCCGGCGUGGUACACGGACGCCCAACGAACCGACCAUCUGCUCAAGACGUGCGUUUUGAUUCACCUGGAAAGCGAUCUGGACAAGUUCAACCUGCUGGUGUUCAUGAUGCAGAAGCUAUUUACGGCAGCACAAGGUCGCUGCAAACUCGAAAGUGUCGACAGCACCAUGAUGCAGGAACUUCUGCUCGGUGGCCAUCUCUAUCAGAAAUUGUUGCGCGAGCACUUCCUCACCUUCCUGAACGGCAUGAAGUACAACAUGUUGAAGCUCUGCAGCGACGCCGAUGCCCACCUCGGCCAGAACGAAGCCGUAAUGGCAUGCAAAAACGCAUCAAAUUUCGACCGCGCCUUCUCAAACUUCUUCGCCACCGGAAACCUCCAGAAGGCGAGCGAGAUGGGCCUCAUGCAAGACUCCGGCCUCGUCAUCAUCGCGGAGAACAUCAACCGAAUGCGUUACAUGUCCCACUUCCGGGCGAUCCACCGUGGUUCGUUCUUCGUGACGAUGCGAACGACCGAGGCGCGUCAGCUGCUGCCGGACGCGUGGGGCUUCAUCUGUCCGGUGCACACGCCGGACGGAACGCCCUGCGGUCUGCUGAACCAUCUGACGACGAAUUGUCGCGUUUCGAACAGUCCCGAGCCGAGCAAGGUGCGCAACAUUGAAAAGUAUCUGAUUCAGUACGGGAUGACGCCGGCGAACAGUGUGGCGUUGAGUGGAGGGGGCGUUGGCGAGGGGUACACGGUCAUGGUGGAAGGUCGGAUCGUGGGACGGAUUCCGAAGGCCGUUGUUGGCCAAGCGGUGCAGCAACUUCGCAUGCUCAAGAUCGAAGGGAAGGAGAUUCCGGAGGCGACGGAGAUUGUGUUUAUUCCGAGCAAGGAGGGUGGACAGUAUCCGGGGUUGUACAUUUUUGUCGGUGCGGCUCGGAUGAUGCGACCGGUGAUAAAUCUGGACGCGAACAAGGUCGAGCUGAUCGGGACGUUCGAGCAGGUCUACAUGGACAUUUGCAUUACGGCGAAGGAGGCGUAUCCGAAGGUGACCACGCACAAGGAACUGUCCAAAACCUCCUUCCUGAGCAAUCUGGCCAUGUUGAUUCCGAUGCCGGACUGUAACCAGAGUCCGCGUAACAUGUACCAGUGCCAGAUGGGCAAACAGACCAUGGGAACGCCCUGCCACAACUGGCAGCUGCAGUGCAUCGCCAAGUUCUACCGACUUCAAACGCCAGCCACGCCGCUCUUCCGUCCCGUUCAUCACGAUAACAUCGAUCUGGACAACUACGCGAUGGGCACGAACGCCAUCGUGGCCGUCAUUUCCUACACCGGGUACGACAUGGAGGACGCGAUGAUCAUCAACAAGUCGGCGUUCGAGCGGGGCUUUGCCCACGGAACCGUCUACAAAAACGAACUAAUCGAGCUGAAAGGAGACAGUUUCUUCGCGCGCGAUCCUCGUGACGAACGGCUGAAACAAUUCCUCGACAACGAUGGCCUGCCCUACCGGAGUGCCCUGCUCCAGCAUCGAAACCCAAUGUACUGCUACUUUGACACGAACGACCACACCUAUCACGUGGUCAAAUUCGAUCACCACGAAGACGGCAUCGUGGACAACAUCAAACUGUGCGGCACGACCUCGGCUUCAGCCCCCAAAAAAGCCGUCAUCACGUACCGCAUCGUGCGCAACCCCAACGUCGGUGACAAGUUCGCGUCCCGCGCCGGCCAAAAAGGAAUCUGCUCACAAAAGUGGCCCGCCGUCGAUCUGCCCUUCACCGAGUCCGGCAUGAUCCCGGACAUUAUCUUCAACCCGCACGGCUUCCCCUCCCGCAUGACAAUCGCCAUGAUGAUCGAAACGAUGGCGGGCAAGACGGGCGCAUGCCACGGCCUCGUCCACGAUGCCACCCCGUUCCGAUACACCGAGGAAAACACCGCCAUCGACUACUUUGGCCGGCUGCUCGAGUCCAGCGGGUACAACUACUUUGGCACCGAGCGCAUGUACAGCGGCGUGGACGGGCGUGAAAUGAAGGCGGACAUCUUCUUCGGCGUCGUGCACUACCAACGGCUGCGCCACAUGGUCUCGGACAAAUGGCAGGUGCGCUCGACGGGCCCCCUCGACCAACUGACGCAUCAACCAAACAAGGGACGAUCGCGGGGUGGAGGCGUUCGCUUCGGUGAAAUGGAACGUGACGCGCUGAUCGCCCACGGUGCGUCCUUCCUUCUACAAGAUCGCCUCUUUCACGGUUCGGACAAGAUAACCACGUUGGUUUGUCGUAGCUGCGGGACGCUCAUCGGCCCCAUCAGCAGCAUCACCAAGAAGGUUGCGACGAAUGCGACCGAGACGGAGCGGACGCCGGCCACGUGCCGGCUGUGUCGGAGCGACCAGGGCAUCGGCCACGUCGAGAUACCGUACAUCUUCAAGUUUCUGGUAUCGCAGCUGACGGCGAUGAACAUUAACGUGAAGCUGGAUUUGGCACUGCCAAAGGUUUGAGGUUUUGCGUUAUAGGGUAUAUAUUUGAAUAAAUCGUUUGAUUUAAUUAUU